Laetiporus sulphureus 93-53 is the source of this 276-nucleotide messenger RNA. RefSeq lists its product as uncharacterized. The transcript has a single exon. The record is from RefSeq and is a predicted model, not a curated record. The annotation marks the transcript as partial. Lineage: Eukaryota; Fungi; Basidiomycota; Agaricomycetes; Polyporales; Laetiporaceae.
AUUACGAUCAAUCCAGAUGACCUACAUGAUCCUGUUGCACAAUUAUUCGUUGGUGAAGAUAUAAACAUGGAUCACUUUGCUUGUACCGCUGGUCCGGGGAAAGAUCAGCGGGCGUGUAACAUCGCAUCGGAUGGAUUUGCAGCGGCUCGCUUCUUCCACUACACCAUCCAAACGAUCAUAGAAACUCUUUUCGGAGUGGAGGUGUUACCGUUUGGGCGUAUCAAGCAAAAGAUCGGUAUUUUCGGAUUCAUGAACACAUAUUUUGGGACGGUGGAA